This is a messenger RNA of Thecamonas trahens ATCC 50062, 1182 nucleotides long. RefSeq lists its product as uncharacterized. The transcript has 2 exons. Lineage: Eukaryota; Apusomonadida; Apusomonadidae. The record is from RefSeq and is a predicted model, not a curated record. The coding region runs from base 1 to 1182 and encodes 393 amino acids.
AUGGCGCACUCGUUUGCCGAGGCCGCCAUCGCCUCACGCUCAUCGCUGCCAGCAUCUGUUGUACAGGUCCGAAGCCAGCCGCUUCCGCCGUUUUCGAGCCACAUCACCGCCGAGAUCGUCGAAAUGUACACCUCGGUCAAGUCGGAGCCGCUCCGCUCGCCGCCGCGGGCUCCUACAUCUCCGACGCCAACUACCCUCGACAUCGCGCCCUACACCCACACUUCGCUCAUUACCGCCAUCCUCAGCAUCGCCACCGAAGCCGUCUCCAAGGCUCGGCGCACCAACAGCAAUGGCAGCGGCAUCCUCUUGAUGCAGUGGCAGGAGUUCUACGCCCUCCGCACCAUCCUGCUCGACACAUCGCAUCCAGAGCAUGUUUCGCUUCUCAACGGCGCUGCUCGGGCCGCAGAGCCGGGUGACCGCUCUGCGCUUCAUCUCUACGUGAUGGCAGCCGCCUCGCGCGCUGUGGUCAGCCGGCUCAAGAGUUUUCGCGCCGGGUCGUCGACCAUCGAGGCCGGGUCAACAAUCUCGCCGCUUACUUCUGCUUUCCUCGCCCUCCAUAGGGCCCAUUACGUCCACAAGGCCAUCGACGCGCCCACCAUGACUGCCUGCAAGCUGGUGCUCACUGCCCGCAACCACGCUGCGCUUCUUGCGCGCAACGCCAUCGUCGCCCACAUCAACUCGGCUUCGCUCGCCACCGUUCACACCGCUUUUCGCCGUCUCGCCACCAACUACCGCAGUUUGCUCGGCCUCCCGCCGCAUCCGCCGCCGCUCCAGCUGCCCGAGCGCGAGGCGCUGGCUGUUCCAAACCGGGCUUCGUCACCAGCCGCUAGUCCUGCAACCCCAGAGCCGCAGCCGCAGCCGCAACCGCAGCUGCAGCCGCAGCCGCAGCCGCAGUCGCGCUCCUCGUUCGAUCUCCCACUCACACGCGCCACUUUUGCAAUGGCGCUCACCGCGCUGCGCGUCGUCGCGGCUGCGGACAAGGCCACUCACAAGGACGCCCUCAUCCGCGGCGAGUGCGCUGCUGUUCGCCAUGUCCUCGAGCUGAUGACAUCGGCCUCGCUCGACGCCAACCAGGCGCUCGCGGUUCGCCCUGUCGCCGCUGGCCUCCUUUUCCUCGCCGCCCAUUCCGGCCUCGGCUCGGCCGCUGCCGCCGCCGUCAAGGACGCCGUCCUGCCCAGAUGA